Colletotrichum siamense is the source of this 1932-nucleotide messenger RNA. RefSeq names its product Transmembrane 9 superfamily member 1 (gene EMP70). Gene Ontology annotation, biological process: vacuolar transport; protein localization to membrane. Gene Ontology annotation, cellular component: endosome; fungal-type vacuole membrane. The coding region runs from base 1 to 1932 and encodes 643 amino acids. NCBI's taxonomy places the organism in Eukaryota, Fungi, Ascomycota, Sordariomycetes, Glomerellales, Glomerellaceae. The transcript has 2 exons. The record is from RefSeq and is a predicted model, not a curated record.
AUGCAACUGCGAGAUAUGGCGCCUUCAUCGGCGCUAGUCGCCUCGCUGCUGGCGAUCCCGCAGCUGGCGUCCGCAUUCUACCUGCCAGGUGUUGCGCCCACGUCCUACAAGAAGGGCGACGUCGUUCCCCUGUAUGUCAACAGCAUCAAGCCUGUCGCCGCUCCCUCCGACUCGCGACUACAUUCGAUCGUAUCCUACGACUAUUACCACCCCGGAUUCAAGUUCUGCGAGCCGUCCCCCGCGCCCGAAUAUGUGUCCGAAAGUCUCGGCAGUAUCCUUUUCGGAGACCGCAUUAUGACCUCGCCCUUCGAGCUGCGCAUGAAGAACGACGAGGUUUGCAAGCCGCUCUGCAUCCAGAAGUAUCCUCCGGCUGCUGUUGGCUUUGUUCGGCGCCGUAUCGAGCAGGGCUACAGCUUGAACUGGCUCGUGGACGGCUUGCCCGCGGGACAGGAGAUCUACGACGACUUCACGAACACAACGUUCUACAACCCCGGCUUUCUGAUGGGAGGCGCCGACGAGCAGGGAAACAUCAUCUUCAACAACCAUUAUGACAUCAACAUCGAGUACCACCCGGUCAACGGCGACGAGACCCAACUCCGUGUUGUCGGCGUUGUGGUGGAGCCCAGCUCCCGUGCCUACCCUGGUCUGCUGGACUGCAACAACCAGAUGGAGCCUAUUAUCUUCAACGAGGACAGCGGCGAAAAGGAGGUUAAGUUCUCUUACUCGGUCUACUGGAAGGAGUCCAAGACAGCCUGGGCAACUCGCUGGGACAAGUACUUGCAUGUCUUUGACCCCAAGAUCCACUGGUUCUGGCUCAUUGACACUGCUAUCAUCGUGAUUAUCCUGAUCCUCACUGUCAUGUCCAUCUUGGUCAGGGCCUUGAAGAAGGAUAUUGCUCGAUACAACCGUCUGGAUCAGAUCAACCUGGACGAUCUGUCGGGUACCUCGGUCAUCGAGGAUGGCGUGCAGGAAGACUCCGGGUGGAAGUUAGUCCACGGGGACGUAUUCCGCAACCCAUCCCACCCUCUCCUCCUUUCCGUUCUGCUCGGAAAUGGUGUGCAGUUGUUCGUCAUGGCCGGCUUCACGAUCUGCUUCGCUCUUCUCGGCUUCCUGUCGCCGUCUAACCGUGGCUCGCUCGGUACUAUUAUUCUCCUCCUCUACACCAUUCUGGGCUUCGUCGGCGGCUAUGUCUCCUCGAGGACUUACAAGUCGAUGCAGGGUGAGAAGUGGAAGAUGAACAUUGCGCUCACCCCGAUCUUGGUCCCCAGCAUCGUCUUUGGCGCGUUCUUCUUCCUUGAUCUGUUCUUGUGGGCCAAGCAGUCUUCAGGUGCUGUUCCUUUCACCACCAUGCUCGUCAUUAUCGCCAUCUGGUUCGUCCUGUCGGUCCCUCUGUCUUUUGCUGGAUCGUGGAUGGGAUUCCGUGCUUCCGUCCUUGAGCCCCCCGUCCGAACCAACCAGAUCCCCCGCCAGGUCCCGCCCGUCACGACCUACCUGAGGCCGAUCCCCAGCAUGCUGAUCGUCGGUCUACUGCCGUUCGGUGCCAUCUUCGUUGAGCUAUACUUCAUCAUGAGUUCGGUCUGGUUCAGCCGGAUUUAUUACAUGUUUGGCUUCCUCUUCCUCUCCUACGGCCUUAUGAUCGUCACCACUGCCGCAGUCACGAUCCUCAUGGUCUACUUCCUUCUGUGCGCCGAGAAUUACAACUGGCAAUGGCGCUCAUUCCUCGCUGCCGGCAUGAGCGGCGGCUACAUCUUUGCCAACUGCCUGUUAUACCUUAUCACUAAGCUGAACCUGAGUAACCUGGCCGGAACUGUGCUUUACAUCGGAUACAGCGCCCUCAUUUCCUUCCUCUUCUUCAUUCUGACCGGCUCGAUUGGUUACUUCGCUAGCUGGUGGUUCGUCAGGAAGAUUUAUGCCUCCAUCAAGAUCGAUUAA